Messenger RNA from Portunus trituberculatus (swimming crab), 1937 nucleotides. Its product is annotated as pygopus homolog 1-like. The record is from RefSeq and is a predicted model, not a curated record. NCBI's taxonomy places the organism in Eukaryota, Metazoa, Arthropoda, Malacostraca, Decapoda, Portunidae. The transcript is spliced from 3 exons. The coding region runs from base 391 to 681 and encodes 96 amino acids.
UAAUAAUAGCUGUGUUGAUGAUGUUGGGUGGGAUGGGUGGGUGUAAACUGUACAUGCAUGGGAGGCGGCCCACACACAUACAAGACCACUAUUUUUUUUUUAGUUUGGUUUGAAAUUACGUAUUUAGAGGAUUGUCGUCUGGGAAGAUUAGGCUACGCAGUGCCUGCCGACCUGAACGAAAUUUUUGCCAAUGUUCAGGUUCGGAGGCGAUUUCGGAGGUCGAACGGUUCGUCAAACGCGGUUGUCGAACCUGGUUGUCAAACGGUCCGAAGAGUUGUCAGACAGCCACGCCCACGAAAAGUCAGACUCGAACAGACUUUCAUCGACUCUAGAUCACGUGACCAAAACCAUUGACGGUUUUCAAACAUCAGGCCAGGCAUUCACCUCAGGAUGGCGUCCACUCGAAGACCUUUGCACCCAUGUUCCGGCUGUGGGAAAGAAGUUCGACCACAGCAACAGGCUAUAUUGUGUGACAGCUGUCACCAGUGGAGACACAGGCUUUGUGUCACAAACAUAACUCAGGCGAUGUACAGACAGAUCAACAAGGAAUUAAAACAGGGUGGAUCCUUUGAUUGGACGUGCCCCAGUGCCCUACCCACCACCCACCAGAGUGCCCAGGCACUAGUGCUUGCAGUUUUACGCCCAGCCAUUCAACAGAAGAAUUGUCUGAUGAGUGCCUAGACAUUAUUGACUGUCUAGAGGAUUCCUUUGAGUCUAUGACCAUAAUAGACAUUAACAGUUCAUUUACGGUCGAUUUACCUAUUGAUCCAGUUAUUCCAGUGCAAGAAAAUUCAAUAGAAAAUGAACCACUGUUACAAGAAAAUCUAACUGAUGAUCGACCAGUGACUUACGAAAUUAUUCCUGGGGGUACAAAACGCGGGAAGCCACGAUUACAUAGUUCUGCUGGAUACAUGUACACAAUAAGAAAAGCAAGUGAAACUGUGACCUAUUGGACUUGCAGCAUUAGGCAAAAGAACAACAAGUGUCCAGCUAGUGUAAUUCAGAGAGGGACAUAUUUCAGAGCAGGAGAACAGGCUCACAACCAUCCUGCCACACCUGGACUCCUUUCUGCCACCACAGUGUCGGUAGCCGUGAAGGAACGCUGUGAACGAGAUCAUUUUACUUCAGCUGCCCAAAUUGUGGAAGAGGAGCUAACGUCAUACAAGCAAGCUCACCCUCACGCCCACCAGCUACCUAAACUACUCAGCCUUGUUAAACAAGGUAAUAGGCAUCGCCAAUCACACCGACCUCACCACCCAACUACUCUGGAUUUUAAAAUAAUGUCUAACAGCCUGCCACCAGAUUUUAUUCAAGCAGAUGUCAAGGUGGAAAGUGAUGUCAACCACAUUUGCUCUCAGCACAUCAUCAUGGCUACCGAGAACCAGAUUCACCUCUUAAGCAAUGUUAAACAGUGGUACAUUGAUGGAACAUUUAAAAUAGUCCGGCAGCCAUUUUAUCAAUUGUUGUCUAUACAUGGCUUCCUUAAAUCAGGUGAACAUGCAAAGCAAGUGCCCCUCCUUUUUGUACUGAUGAGUGGGAAGAAACAGGAGGACUAUACAAGAGUAUUUCAAUCCAUCAAUGGGUUGCUAGAGCCAGACCCAGAGGUGGAAGAAAUAAUAAUGGACUUUGAAGUAGCUCUAUGGAAUACAAUAAGAAACCUGUACCCAUCUGUCCAUGUUCAUGGCUGUACUUUUCACUGGUCUCAAGCCAUGUGGCGAAAAGUGCAACAAGUUGGCCUAUCAACAGCUUACAUAGAGCGUGGACCAGUAUACGACUUCAUACGUCAGCUUUUUGCUCUUCCUUAUCUCCCGAGACGUCAUAUACGACCAGCCUUUGAGACACUGAAAGAGAGAUCACAGCUAUGUGAGCCUACUAGGGAGCUCAUUGAUUAUGUAAGUGAAACUUGGCUCAGUAAUACCGUCUGGUCAGUGGGCAAC